AUGGAUUGCGAUGAGAACGAGGUGGAGAGCAGCAGUGAUGCAGGUCCCUCAGGGAUGGAGGAGCCAUCUGAAAGUGGCAUGGGUAUGGAGUCAUCUGAGGCCAUGUCUGCUGACAGCAGUGAUGCUGCUGCCUCUCAUACACACACCCCAGAGUCUGACUGCCACGUGGGGCAGAGCUCAGAGGGACUUGUGGUAGGUUUUCUUUAACCAUUUGCACACACAAAAUAACUCAUGCCUUAAGUUAAUGUGAGGAAAUAUAAAACACGAAGUAAUCUAAGUUUUUUUUGACUCAUCAUCACAUUCGCUAUCAAGGUGUUCAUCCCAGAAACCAGCUCCAGCACAGAUGUCAGAGUUUCAUCCAUCCACCUUCCAGACUCCUCCUCUGUGGCCCAGUCCACCAGUGUGUCCAGUGUCUCCACAGUGACUCAGUCAGUGCUGGUGUCUGAGUCAGCCCAAGUUUUGGUCCACUCCAGUGCCGUGUCUGAGGGAGCCAUGAUGGUUUCUGACUCAACCGCUUCUACCUCAUCAGAUCUAGGUUCUGCCAUCGACAAGAUCAUUGAAUCCACCAUCGGCCCUGACAUCAUGAAUGGUAUUUCAAGUGACACUACAUUUUAUGUGGCACCAGGGCCUAGAAAAGCUUAAAUGUAGUUAUAAACUAUUGUUUCCAGUUUAAUACAUCUACAAAAAAGUAGUAGAUUUCUGAUCCUGCCUGCUCCUUUUUUUGUUAGGAUGCAUAGCAGUGACUAGUGCAGAGGAUGGAGGGGUAGAAACAACCCAGUAUCUGAUAUUACAAGGACCAGAUGAUGGUAAGUGUGGAUGUUUACGCCCAAUUUAAAUAACAAACAGAAUACAAACCAAAACACUUUAGAGAAUGUGUCAAUAAAGACAGGGACAAGUUAAAAUUUCCAUGAAAACUUGAGUGAAAAACUGAGUUUUUUCUUUUAAAUGAAUUAUUCCCUCUUCAACUGAUGACACACUGUGGGAGACUCCUUCAUUCACUUGUUUAAUCAAUCUGCAUGUGUUUAUUUGUUAAAGGGGCUCCCAUGGUGGCCCAGAUGUCAUCUUCAGCUUUAUCUGACCGUAUAGCCAUAGAGGCUCUUGCAGAAGGCCCAACAUCCACAUGUCUGGACCAGGGAGACCUCCAGAGUAACCUUGAUCCUGACCAGCCUGAUGAUCAGCCUGGUCACUCUGGGUACCCAGAGGAUAGCAGCAGUCACCCUGACCAGCCCCAGCACUCUCACCCCUCCCAGUACUUGGAUUGCAGUGCAGAUGGUCCAGACCAGACAGGAGAGUCUUCAUCCGGCUAUGUGGAGUGCUCAAGCGGGGAACCUGACCAGACCCGCUCUAGGUCGAGUUUUCCUGACUACAGUGGGGAUAACAGUGACCAGGACCUGCCUGGAUAUGUGGAAUGUAGUGGGGCGGACUCAAACCCUAUCAGCCGUGGGCACUAUGUAGUGGAGUGCAGUGCUGGUUAUCUGGGGUGUGCCGCAGAUGAUGAAGAACAGCCUCAUCAUUCACGCAGUUAUAUUGACAGCAGUGCAGACCACAGGACUCAGACAAGUCGACAGUAUGGGGAUGAGUACAGAGGGGAAUGUGUUGCUGCUGCAGAUUCUGAGCAACCAGGUUGCUCUCAAUAUCAAGCAAGAGAUGAUGAUGAUGACGAUGAUGAUGAUGAUGAAGAAGAUGAGCAGAACCAGGAUCCAGAUCAGCCUCAGCACUCCCAACAGCAGCCUCAGCAUUCCUGUUACAUGGAAAGCAGCAAUGGCCCUGAAGCUUCUCUUUAUAAUGACGACAGCUCCUCUUCAGACCUCCCUCUGGCUGACACAGCAGGCUCAGGCGGGCUUCCUGAAGCACUGGAGUGCAGUGAGAGCCAGCCUGGGCCCUUUAUUAGCAGUAGUGGGACUUACACCUCUAAUCCAGAACCCGAGCUGGCCCAACAGUGCUCACCCAGCCAAGAGGAACCUCAAGGCUCUCAGGGGCCUCAAAAUGAAGCCAGCAUGGUCAGCGAGAUGGAGACAUCAACUGUGGGAGAAGGUUCAGGAGACAGAGCACCAAACCUGGCUGAGCUAGAGGAAAUGAUGGAAGUUGUUAUUGUGCAGCAGUUCAAGUGUAAGAUGUGUCCGUACAAGAGUUCCUCCAAAGACACACUUAUUAACCACAUGAGAGACAAACACUUCAAACCUGCAGGUUAGGCACAUUUACAUGCUUGAUUAUGUUCCUAAAAGACAAAUCUCUUAUUUUUGAUUUACAGUUUUCUGCUUGAUGUCCGAAUUUUUUUUAGGAGACAUGCCAAAGAAGCGCAAACGAGGCCGACCUCCUAAAAGUGAGACGUUGGCUCGUCGCAAUGCAGAAAAGAAGGAAGCUGAAGAGAGGAAUGCUGCAAAGGUCAAGGCGUCUGAGCCCCAACAAGCAGAAGAAGAGGAGGAUGAUAUUGUGGAUGCUGGUGCAAUUGAUGAUCCUGAAGGUCAGAGAAGAAGCUAGUAAUUGAUAAUGGAAAAGACAAAUAUUCAUACUAUUCUAAAUAAGAGAAUUGGUUAAGAGAUGAGAGUCAUUUUAGAUUAUCUGCUUUACAUUCUUAGAGGAUAGUGAUUACAACCCAGUGGAUGAGGACAGCAAUGGGAGACUGCCUGUCAUCCUGAAAAAACCUGCUCCUCCAAUCUCUUCCUCAACUCAAGGGCGUCCUCGCCGUAAGGUUGGCCGUCCCAGAAAGUACAGUCUUUUAGAGGAAGGUUACAAUGGCAAAGGUGAGAGUAUUAUCAGUCAAGAAUAGUGUCUCAAUCACAGUGUUUACACUUCAGGGUCAAGUGUUGUAUUCUUACCUUUUUAUUAUAAUUACAGAGGCGGAGAGUAUUGCAAAGAAGCCAAGAAUCAGCACAGAUACUUGUGCACCUGAAGAGGCGAGCUCUUCAGGUAUGAAGAAUGGUUCUGUCCCGGAAACUGAUGGAGACACUGUUGAGGCGGCAAUUAGCCAAUCAGACUCUGAGAACAAAGACCCUUCAUCCAACUUACAGCCAGAGGAGGAGUUCUUCCCGAGGAAACGUGGUCGGCCUUCCAAGCGUUUUCUUCGCAAGAAGUAUAAGAAGUAUAUAAACCGAAAGUAGGUAUCACUUUAGCUGAAGAUGUGUUACAUACAUAUGAACAUAACAAUUACAACAUGCUGAUAACUCCUCUCUGAUCUUUCAGUCGGUACUACAAAUCCCUCAAACCACUCCUGAGACCUCACAACUGUUGGAUCUGCGGAUCACGCUUCCUCACUCAAGAAGACUUGCGAUUCCACGUGGACUCUCACGAGGGCAGCGACCCAGAGCUCUUUAAGUGCCUGCAGUGUAACUAUCGCUGCAAGCGCUGGUCUUCACUCAAGGUCAGUGCGACAAAAAAAGUCAGAACAGUCAGGUUCAAUGCAGUCCAGAUGCAUUUUAGUUCGGUGUCUUAAGUCUUGGUGCUGUUUUGCAGGAGCACAUGUUCAAUCAUGAGGGUACUAAGCCAUUCAAGUGUGAGGAGUGUGAAUACACAAGUGUCUACAAGAAAGAUGUCAUUCGCCACUCAGCAGUUCACAGCAAAGACAAGUAAGUUACUCAGACAGUUUCAACUCACAGAACAAGCACCGAAUGAUUCGCAAUACCCAACUCUUUUUACAGAUGGGUUAAUUUUUCUCCCUGUCUUUCGUCCUACAGGAAAAAAAAGACAGAAACAGUAAGUCCUUUUUGAUGUUUAAUUUAAUUUCAAUAGUCUGCUUCUUUUUUAGCUGAUUGUUGCUGUGCUUUGGCUCAUUUAACUCAUUGAUUGGACACCUUUGUGUUUUGUUUUGUUUUUGUAGGUACCAAAGGUGUCUGAGUUCCUCUGUCCUGUGUGUCACAGAGUUUACCCCAUGCAAAAGAGACUAACUCAGCACAUGAAGACUCACAGUACAGAGAAGCCACACAUGUGUGACAAGGUAUGAGAUUUUUAUAUUUUUUUAUUUUGGUUAUUCAAAGGAUCUUAUAUUUAGGAAAUAAUAAAGUAAAUAGUACAGAAAGGAAGAGCAUGUUUGAGUAGAUACCUACCUUAACAGCAAUGAUUUCAUCUCAUUUUUCUUCUUUGAACAUUUGAUUUACUUGAUUAGGGCAAUUUUUAUACCAACAAUGCUGGGCACUAUUGAAUAAAUCCUUUAAAAAAGUAAUAAACACACAUCUUCCUAAACCUCAUUAACUAUAAGUUUUCUCCAGAACACCUGUUGAAGAAAUUUCUCUGUCUUUGCAGUGCGGCAAAUCCUUCAAGAAGCGGUACACAUUCAAGAUGCACCUACUGACCCACAUCCAGAGUCUUGGAGAUAGCAAGUCAGUAUUAGCUUUUUGCCUCACCUCUUCAGUUUUGUUAGUUAGUCUUUCAAACACAUGGGUGUAACCACAUUUAGGCUACUGACUCAACAUUAGUCACCUCGUUGGAGUUAAUGGUUUCACAAUAACCCUUGGAUUUGCUUCCCGUCAGGUUCAAGUGUGAAUUUUGCGACUACACUUGUGACAACAAGAAGUUGCUGUUAAACCAUCAGCUGUCACACACCAACGACCGUCCCUUCAAGUGUGACUACUGUAAAUACUCCACUUCCAAAGAGGAGUUCCUAGUGUCCCACCUGGCCAUCAAACACACAGGUAUCAUGAAGUUCACUUGACCUGAGCAUGUUUAUUACCACUUAACAAAUGCAAAACUGGAAAUUACUCUCUGCACUUUCUAUUAAUUUGUCGUCUCCACAGGGGAGAAGCCUUUCUCUUGUGAUAUGUGUCACUUCACGACCAAACAUAGGAAGAACUUGCGACUACAUGUGCAGUGUCGUCACCCUGAGGCGUUUGAAGAGUGGUCAGUGUCUCACCCCGAGGAGCCUGUCAGGAGGCGACGCAGACCCUUUUUCACCCUGCAGCAGAUCGAGGAGCUCAAACAACAACAACAGCACGAUAACACAGAGAGCUUGCAGAACACGAUAGUAAGUCUUUGAGAAAGUCUUUGAUCCCAGACUCUGACUUUAUUUCAUUCCACUGAGGCUUGUCUCUGAUGUCAUGGGGAGAUGAUACCAGCUAAUAUUAUUUUCUACCUUCAUUAGGUUGCUGUGGAUUCUGCAACGCUACAAGCCAUGCAGGGCAUUGAAAAUGCAUCAGUGUCCCAGGAUGCAUUAGGAAACACCACCAUCAUUUAUGAACAAGGUCAGUCAUCUCAUCUUGAAGAGAUACAUUUUAUAUUAUCUGUGAUCUUUCACUAAAGGUGGCUUUUCUGCAUUUGCUUCUCAGCUGAAUCUAGCGAUAUGUCCGCCCAGAAUGCCCUUGACCUGCUGCUGAAUAUGAGCAACGCUCGAGAGUUGGUAGGAAACAGCUUACAGGUUGGUUAUGCGCAUUUAAUUACACUUCCCAUAAAUAUUAAUGUCAAGUUUAUCAAGACAAGAAAAUGAUGUUAAAAAAUGCCUGAUCCCCUCAGGUGGCAGUUUUAAAAUCUGAAGGCAAAGCUUUGGAAAAAGGCACAUGGAGCACAGUGACUGCAGCACCGGGCCAGACCCAAAAGGUAGUGACCUUCCAUGUAUCAGAGAACGGAGAGACGGUGCUGCAAGAGGCCUACGAGGCCGCCACCUCUGAAACAGGAGAGUUAACCCAGAUCGCCAUUGAGGCCUAUGAGGGAGGAGGAGAGUUCAGCGUAGUGGAACAGACAGCUGAAGAGAAUCAAAUAUCUGAUUACAGGUAACUGAGCACACCAUGUGAUUGUUAUUCAGGGAGAAAAUAAUGCUGAGCUAAGAGUUAGAAUAAGACUGAGAGUGAUUUGUCUCUGAUGUGUUUGCAGUAAUGUUGAGAGCAGUCCAUCUCAGACAGCAGAAGUCUCUGGAUCAGAGGGCCUAAAAAAUGACAAGUUUUACCUUUCUUCAGUCCUGCCUGAUGGUGUUCUUCAGCAGGUGGAGGUAAAUAUGGGGGAAAGUAGUUUUUCUGUUUUAAGAUUUAUCAGCUCUUAGUGUUUUUACUCACAACUUUUUUUUUUUCUGUCAGCUGAGCAGUGAAGCGCCAUCCUCUCCCUCUACCGUGAGCUCUCCUGGUCUGAGCAGUAAGAGGUUUUCCUGCAGAAUAUGCAUGGAGUCUUUCCAUGGACGCUCAGAUAUGGAAAACCACAAGAGGGCGCACUUGGAUCCCAGCACUUUCAAAUGUCCUGAUUGUGACUUUACCUCAAACUCCUGGCCUGAAGUAAAGGUAUGCAGUACCUUUUAUGAUCUUAAAAAUGUCUUCACAAACAUAAAACCACACAGAAAAUAAUCACCAUGUAAAAUCAUCACUUAAUGCUAAUUGACCCACACGUUUAAAUUGAAUUUUUAACAGCUUAUCAAAUAGUAUUCAUAGAAGCAUAGCCACCUUUGCACAUAUUCAAUAUAUUUCAGCACAUAUUGUCACGCCGUCAAAAGUAUUGCUUCCUACUUUGAACCUUUGGCUAUUCAAAAUGUGAUUUAUAUUCUCUCUUUUCAUUCUGUGUUUUUCAGGCGCACAUGGAACUGCACUCCUAUCUCCGUCCUCACAAGUGUCCAAACUGUAGCUUUGCCUCCAAGAACAAGAAAGACCUGCGCAGACACAUGAUGACACACACCAACGAGAAACCAUUUUCUUGCACACUUUGUGGACAGAGGUGAGAGAAACUAAUUUUCAUCAUCACAAAACUCCUGUGCAACAUGUAUGUAGCACAAGACUUUAGAGAGGUAGUGAUGAGCUGUCAAGUCACCAUUACUGUUUUUUAUGCCGGGCAGGUUUAACCGCAACGGUCAUCUGAAGUUUCACAUGGAGCGUCUCCACAAUCAGGAUCAUCCCACUCGUAAGAGCCGAACCCCCUCAGCUCAGCAGACCAUCAUAGUCAACAGUGAUGAGGAGGCACUGGCUACACUACAGUGUAAGGAAUGCAACAAAGCACUCAGAGCAGAUUUUGUGUGAAACCUUAUUAGAUAACAAACAACACAAUAAAUAAUGUCAAUCUUGUGUGUGUAUCUAACAGCUCUGCAGGGACAUCAGGCAGUGAUCACUCCAGAGCGGUUGCACGCCCUUGGUCAGGAGCACAUCAUCGUAGCUCAAGAACAGGCUCUUUCAGACCAGGUACCCAAGGGUUUAUGACACUGGACUGAUCUAAAAAUCUCAAAUAGAUUGUUUUUGUGUUCAUCAUACAACCCCAAUUCUAAAAAUGUAGGUACACUGUGUAAAGUCUUAACCAAAAUGUUAUUUAAUGGUGUAGCAACUGCUUUCCUUCAACAAAAACAGGCCGCUGGGGUUUGGUUUGCAUGCAUCUGUGACUCGCUUGAAUGAUCAGUCCGAUUUGAGUGUUAGAAAAAAUGAUUUAUUGUUCAAAAAAAGGGAAAGAAAACACACUGCAGGUGAAAUGAGGUUAAAACAGGAUGAAUGAAUGAAUCAGUGAAAAACAAUGAGAAACGUUCAAAAACGCUCAAAACGUUCAAAACAGUCAACAGAAAAUUAUCAGUGCUGACUGCACCUGUGAGUUUUUAAAUAACCCGCCAAACAUCCCAAAACCCCACCCCUCAGUGACGAUCCCGGAAGUGACGUGCCUACAAAAAUAAAACUUUCAAUAAAUAUAUUUUGGCUACUACAAAUGGUUUGAAAAUUACUUAAACCAAAUUAAAAAUAGGUAAGACUUAACGUAUCAAAUGUUGAGACUGAUAGAAAGAUAGAAGAGAUUCACUGCUCUGUGAGAGACUACAUGAGCUAUUUUUAGAAUAAUGUUCCUCAGUAUAAAUUUGGAAAGGAUAUGAUGGAUUCAUCAUCUACGGUACACAACUUCAUUGAUAGAUUUAAGGAAUUUGGAGAAAUCUCUGCAUAAAUAGACCCGACUGAAAACCUUAUUUCUGGGCUCUCAGGCAGCGCUGCGUUGAGAAGAGAUGUGACUCUGUUCUGAAUAUCACCACAUGAGCUUAUAAUUUCCUCUGUCUUCAAGCUGAGUUUUUUGCCGCAUCCACAAAUGUAGGUUAGAACUUCACCAGCAACAUAAAUUCAGAAAUAUUUGUGGUUUCUCUGAGACCAAGCCCAAUGAAGACAGACUGAGGUGAAGUAGAAAACUGUUCUGUGGUCCAACAAAUCAAACAUGACCUUUUUUAAUGUCAGUGAUGACAAGAAAGACUUCUCAGCUUGUUAUUUUUCUUCUUUUAAUUUUCAUAAAACAAUUACACAUUAUUAAUUUUAACAUUUGAUAUGCUGUCCUUGUACUGUUUUCAAGUAAACAUCAAGUUUAAAUAAUUUUUGAACCAUCAGAUUCUGUGUUUGUCAACAUUUUAACAGUAUCAACCAACUUUUUUUGGAAUUGUUUUUUUUUUUUUUUAACUAUCUCUGAUUUUUAUGAGCAAAUAUGUACAUUUUUGUAUUCAUCAGGAGGAUGGCACAUACAUCCAGCAGAUUACCACCAUAGACGGGCAAACAGUUCAGCACCUGAUGACAGGAGACAACCAAGUGGCUGAGGUAAUUCAAUAGAUACAACAGUUUCAUGUUUGAAUGCACAUGCCUAUCAGUGAAACUGAUAAGCAUUAAUAUUUUUAUUCUUGUCCUUGUUGUGUUACAGGUUCAGUACAUCAUUUCACAGGAUGGAGUGCAGCACCUUAUCCCUCAGGAAUACGUGGUUGUAGCUGAUGGAAACCACAUACAGGUCAAUAUGCCACCUCACAAGAAGAGAUAAGACGAAUACUUUUUUCAAGUUGUCCUGUUUUAAAAUCUUUUGUCUGCACCACAGGUACCUGAUGGACACAUUAUCCAGUAUGAAGGUGAUGGAGCUUUUCUGCAGGAGCAACAGGUGAGGCAGAUACUGAUCACCCAGAAACUCCACAGUUAGAGACUGAGCUGGAUUUGACAAAGCUAGGUGGAUGAUCUGAAGCGCUCUGCAGUUAGAGGAUUGUUAAUUGGUCUUUGUCCUGUCUGUGUUCAGAUUGCUGUGAGUCAUGACGGUCAGAUCCAGUACCUACCUGUGAGCUCUGAGCAACAAGUGGUGAAUGCUGAGGAUCUUGAGGCUGCUGCCCACUCUGCUGUCACAGGUAAACACAUAAAGUCCUUUAAUCAGUUGUUUAAUUAUUAUAUGCUAAUGAUUAUGUAAGGACCGUUUUACUUACCUUAACACAUGUGUCUAUGUUUGUAGCUCAUCUCCCUGUGUUUGAAUUUCUCCCAUUUUAUGGUCAAAUCUAUCUGGUUAAAUAUCUUAAAAAAAUACUUUAAACUUUGGUCAGUGUUAGAGCUCGCCACCAAUAUAGAAAUGAGGAUCAAUGUAGAUUAAGCUUUCUCUAAUACUCAUUUACCAUUUAAAAGUAAGCUUUCAAACUGCGCUUCAGUCAAGUGCUGUUAAAAGAUAAUUUGACUCAUUAAAUUAAACAUGCUGCUAUGUGUGUCUGUUAGCUAGCUUGGAAACAAAACAGACAUUAUUGCACGCUUCAAGGGAUAUUCCGGCUUAAAUUUAAGUUAUGGUCAAACACACCAUUACACCAAGUUAGACACCCCCUCGAGAGGUGAAUGUUGCCGACUGCUUGCUUCUCUAGUUAUACCAACUUUAGUAACAACCGCACAAUAGCAAUACACAGCGGUCUACGUCUCCACGCACAAACCUCAACCAAAAUGCCACUUUAUAGCCACAAAUUAUGCUCAGAACAGCACCUCACUUCAUCAACAGUGCAUAUAGGGUCCCAGCCAUAGUACUAUGCAUCAAAUAUCUUUAAAGCUUUGCCUGAUUUCUUUAGCAAAGAGACCAAACAGAACUCACCCACUCUCCUCCAGCAGCCGCUUGUUUGUAAGGGAGCCCUGACAAGUCGAUCACCGUGUGCAGCAGAGUUUCGCAGCUCAAGGAAGAACAAUUAUGAUUAUUAUUUAAUGGAAAUGCAAUCAGACUGAGAUGCUAAGGCAGAAGAACUACCGCGUCUGCAGUGCAAAAUGAUUAUUAUGAUGAUUAUUACUUCAAGGAAAUUAUCCACUGCACUCAGUGAUUGACUUGAUGAUAUUGCUAUUGUGCGGUCAUUCCUAAAGUUGGUUUUACUAGAGAAACAGGCAGUCAGCAACAUUCAUCUCCUGAGGGGGUGUCUAACUAGGUGUUACAGUGUGUUUGACCCCUAACUUAAUUUUACGCCGAAAUAUUCCUAUAAAAGCACCAAUCAAGGGACAAACACAGUAAACUGAGCAGUUUCAUUUUAAGACCUUAUUUAUGUGCUGAAACAUGCCAAAUCACCUAUGUGGUCCAGUGAAGGACUUGUUCAUAAUCCCAUCCAUCAUGAUUGAUUAUAAGGCUGGUAAUACACUGAAUAUUAUGUCAACAAAUUAAACUCAGUGGAUGAUCUCUGUUCUUGCAGCUGUCGCAGAUGCAGCCAUGGCGCAGACCCAGACGGUCUACACUGAAGCAACACCUGAACAGCUGGAGCAGCUGCAGCAACAAGGCAUCCACUAUGAUGUCAUAACCUUGGAAUAG
Messenger RNA from Xyrichtys novacula (pearly razorfish), 10428 nucleotides. The record is from the annotation of a GenBank genome assembly. Lineage: Eukaryota; Metazoa; Chordata; Actinopteri; Labriformes; Labridae.